CACGGAAGCGCGGCAGCCGCUACUCACCGGAGCUCUCCUGGAUACGAGCGAGCUGGACUCGGAUGAAGGUAAACGAGCGUCUCUCCAUCACUUCACCCUCAACUCAAAGUUAACCAAUGGCAAGAGGAGCUUUCAGAGCUUUUACUGGCGAAGUCAUUUUCCAGAGGAGGCCGUCACAUGGAGCUGAUGGGAUCACACCGAAAAAAUUAACAUAUGAGGAAGCUGUAGAAGAAACAGGUUUUGGUUUAUUCCACUGGUUGCUGCUGGUGGUGUGUGGUUGGGCCAAUGCCAGCGAUGCCGUGGAAAUCCUGUGUGUAUCUUUCCUCCUGCCCACAGCGCGGUGUGAUCUCAAACUGAGUUCUUCAGACAUGGGCCUGCUGACAGCCAGCAUUUUCCUCGGAAUGAUGGUGGGUGGCUACAUGUGGGGGUAUUUGGCUGACCAGAGGGGCCGCCGCAGGGUCUUGGUUGUGUCCCUGACAGUGAACGGGCUGUUUGGAGGUCUGGCCAGUUUUGCUUCGUGGUUCUGGCUCUUCCUGCUGCUGCGGUUCAUCAGUGGCAUCGGCGUCGGUGGCUCCAUCCCGGUCAUUUUCUCCUACUUCUCAGAGUUUAUGCCUCGACUGAGGAGAGGUGCCAUGAUCAGCGCUCUGGCUACCUUCUGGAUGGCAGGAAACAUUCUGGCUGCAGGUCUGGCCUGGCUGGUGAUUCCCAGUACUUGGGCACAUUUCUUUCUAAAUGGACUGGACUUCCAGAGCUGGAGGGUGUUUGUGUUGCUUUGCUCUGUUCCCAGUAUCACCUCAGCUCUCCUCUUCAAGAUCCUCAUGCCUGAAAGCCCAAAGUUCCUCAUGGAGGCUGGCCGGGAGAGAGAGGCGAUCCAGGUCUUCAGAGUGAUGUUUAAGCUGAACAUGAAGGGAAAAGAAAAGACGUUCCCAGACUUUGGCCUGAAAACAAGCUCCAAGCAAAGAGGCAAACUGGAGGAGACCAGAAUUAGUGGUUCAUGUGGAGAACGUCUUGCAAGUAUUUUAAAAAAGGGCUUGAGGCCCAUUAAGCAGAUGUUCCGCAGCCCUCUCAAAUCCAGGAGCAUCGCUCUGCUCGUCAUUUUCUACUGCAUCUCUUUUGGUUACUACGGGUUGUGGAUGUGGUUCCCUGAGCUGUUUGCGAGAGUUGAGGAUGGCGGCUCUCCUUGUGCCAACGUAUCCCGUCCUUCUCCUAACCACAACCAAACCUGCUACCCUGUCAAGACAGCAGUGUAUAUGGAGGGCUUCGUCAUCGCUGCGUCAAACCUACCAGGCAACAUCUUCACUAUUCUCAUGAUGGACAGGACUGGAGGGAAAAUGCUACUUUCCUGCAGCCUGUUGGUGUCCAGUCUGAGUGUUUUCUUCAUCUACGUGGUUCAGACCAAAGCCCAGAGUCUGGUUCUCUCCUGCAUCUUCAGCGGAGUGUCUGUGAUCGCCUGGAACGCUCUGGACGUGGUGGGAACUGAGCUCUUCCCGACCCAGCUACGGUCCUCUGCUCUCGGUUUCUUCACCGGAGUGGGCCGAGUGGCAGCGAUUACGGGUAACGUAGUCUUUGGAAAGCUCGUGGACACGAACUGUGCCGUCCCCGUCCUGCUGGUGUCGGCUCUGCUGCUGACCGGAGGACUGGUGGCUCUUCUGCUCCCACAAACCAAGCAGACAGAGCUCACCUGAUCACUUCCAUUAUUUUAGACGCAUAUAGACAUUCUCUUAACGUCCUCAUGGAAGCAGGAUCGCUGCCUUUAAAGUCCUCUGAUCUGGUUUCUCCUGUUCCUGCUUCCGUCGAGGUUUGAAUCGUGUGCCUUCUGUUAAUCUCUCUGUGCCUUUUAUGGUGUCUCACUUAAAAUGCCAACUCUAAGAACUUUGUCAAAGGACAAUCGUCUCUCUCUGCUUGCCAAGAAUUAUUAUUCAGGAAAGCACAGAAAGAAACGUAGGUGUGUUGUACAUUGUGAGCUUGUGAGGAAGAGAACACUGACUGUCAAGGACACUUUGGAAAAGUUUGUCUUAUCUAAAGUCGACAAAAAUCAUCCCUUCUGCUUCAGAAAACUGCAGGUGAACAGGAUUCUGUAAAACAGCUGGAGUCUAAACACUGAUUUAUGUUUGCUUUUGUCACCAUGAACACAAAAGCCUGUCAUCACCAGGUACAUACAGUCAUUGUAUCCAUCCUGCCCCAUAUUCGAUAAACAGCUGUGAUUGGACCGGCUGGGCAAUGCUGGGUAUAAAUCUGUUUUAUCAGGAGGCAGGGCGCAUAAAUUCUGCCAGAGGAGAUGAAACCUGAGCUCUCAGAUUGUCCUGGUUGCCACGAUACACAAAAGUAUCUCCAAGAAGGUUUCAGACGUUUACAUGUCGUGUCUGAUUACUGAAGAGAUUUGGAUGGACUAUCAAGGAUAUACACACCAGCGCACAUUUCACAUCAUUCCUACACUAUGUUUUAGACCAUAAAGGCCUUUUACAGUUGUUUUUCAGUCUCAUUUACCUGCAUAGCCCUGGGAAUUAGCAAGCACCUGCAACUUUGAGUUUGUAACAUAUCAUUUGAAUAAAAAAGGUUAGAUAGGAAGAGUGUCCUUUUCAGAAAUCAUGUGUAGACCAACGCAGAGUGAAUUCAGGGUGACCAAACUGUCAUUUUCCUGCAAAAACUAGACCUCGCUACUUCUUUUCAUUCCAGUUGAAAACCAAAGAUCAUUUCAAUCACAGUCUUAGUGAAAGGUACCAAUGAAUGAAAAACUUUGUAUCAAGCCCUCAGGCUCAAAUUCCCAUCAGGGAUUUUCUAAAGGUGUCUGCUUUCAGGCAGGUUUCAAAUAGCUUUGUAACUAAGCAGAUUUAAAAAAAAAAAUAAAAAUAAACUCUCUUGUUAAUGUC
This is a messenger RNA of Acanthochromis polyacanthus (spiny chromis), 2870 nucleotides long. It is a transcript of the gene sv2, whose product is annotated as synaptic vesicle glycoprotein 2. Gene Ontology annotation, biological process: transmembrane transport. Bases 117 to 1685 code for a protein of 522 amino acids. The record is from RefSeq and is a predicted model, not a curated record. Gene Ontology annotation, cellular component: membrane. NCBI's taxonomy places the organism in Eukaryota, Metazoa, Chordata, Actinopteri, Pomacentridae. The transcript is spliced from 14 exons. Gene Ontology annotation, molecular function: transmembrane transporter activity.